This is a messenger RNA of Triticum turgidum subsp. durum (durum wheat), 1764 nucleotides long. The record is from the annotation of a GenBank genome assembly. NCBI's taxonomy places the organism in Eukaryota, Viridiplantae, Streptophyta, Magnoliopsida, Poales, Poaceae.
AUGGGUUCGUCGCUGGGGGGAGAGGAGGAGGAACGGAUCCUGCUAGCGCGCGCGACGCCGCCGGAGAACUUUGAUGAAUACACAGGCGAUGGCUCAGUUGAUUUCAGAGGCCACCCUAUUUUAAAGCAUAAUACAGGCAACUGGAGAGCAUGCUCAUUGAUUCUUGGAACUGAAGUGUGCGAACGCUUAGCCUACUAUGGGAUCUCCAAAAGUUUGGUCACUUAUCUUUCAACUAGACUGCAUGAAGGCAAUGUGUCUGCAGCUAGAAACUUCACAACCUGGCAAGGAACUUGUUAUCUCACACCACUUAUUGGAGCAACCUUAGCAGAUUCUUACUGGGGAAAGUAUCGGACUAUUGCUGUUUUCUCAACUAUUUACUUUCUUGGGAUGUCAGCAUUGACGCUUUCAGCAUUGGUUCCUUAUCUCCAGCCCCCUCAAUGUAUUGGGUCUUUUUGUCCAAAACCAGCCUUACACCAGUAUUUGAUAUACUUCGUUGGACUAUACAUGAUUGCUUUAGGGGCUGGAGGUAUCAAGCCAUGUGUUUCGUCCUUCGGUGCAGACCAAUUUGAUGAUACCGAUUCAGUUGAGCGAACAAAGAAAGGCGCUUUCUUCAAUUGGUUUUAUUUCUCCAUAAAUAUCGGUUCAUUGAUCUCUGGCACUGUUCUUAUUUGGGUACAAGAAAAAUAUGGAUAUGGUAUUGGAUUUGCAAUCCCUACCUUUUUCAUUGCCCUAGCUAUCGGAAGCUUUUUUCUAGGCUCAGAGGUAUACAGAUUUCAGAUACCUGGAGGAAGCCCUCUUACAAGAGCAUGCCAGGUAGUUGUUGCAGCCAUUUACAAGCGAAAUGUGGACUUGCCAGUUGAUAGUUCUCUUCUCUAUGAGUGUCAUGGUAAGAGAUCAGCUAUCGAGGGGAGCCGCAAGCUGGAGCACAGCAGUGAAUUCAGUUUCCUUGACAAAUCUGCAGUCAUUUUGCGGAGUGAAUGCGGCGAUAUUCAUAAUCCUUGGAGGCUUUGCACUGUCACACAGAUUGAAGAGCUCAAAAUAUUAAUGAGGAUGUUUCCAAUCUGGGCAACGGGCAUCGUGUUCUUCACUGUCUGCGCUCAGAAUUCAUCAAUGUUCAUAGAGCAAGGGAUGGCACUCAACAACCAAGUGGGAUCAUUCAAGAUCCCGCCAGCCACCCUGUCGUCCUUGGACGUAAUCAGCAUCGUCGUUUGGGUCCCUAUUUAUGAGAGAUUCAUCGUGCCGAUAGCCAGGAGAUUGACUGGUAAGGAGAGGGGCUUCUCGGAGCUCCAGCGCAUGGGGAUCGGUCUUUUUGUGUCCACCAUCGCAGUGGCAGUCGCAGCAUUGGUUGAGAUCAAGCGCCUGGAGAGCGCAAGAUCCGAGGGCCUGGUCCAUCAGAAGGUGCCUGUUUCCAUGAGCAUUCUCUGGCAAGCGCCUCAGUACCUGCUGAUCGGUGUCGGCGAGGUGUUCACGUCCAUCGGUCAGGCUGAGUUCUUCUACAACCAGUCUCCAGACUCCAUGAGAAGCCUGUGCUCGGCUUUUGCCCUUGUCACCGUGUCGCUCGGAAGCUAUCUUAGCUCGUUCAUACUGACCCUGGUGUCGUAUCUUACGACGAGGGGGGAGCAGAUGGGGUGGAUUCCUGACAACCUGAACGAAGGCCACCUUGACCGCUUCUUCUGGCUCAUUGCUGGCCUCAGCUCCCUGAAUUUUCUUGCUUUCCUUUAUUUUGCACAGCAGUACAAGUGCAAGAAAGCUUCUGUACUUUAA